Molecule: messenger RNA, 1185 nt
Organism: Penicillium nucicola
Lineage: Eukaryota; Fungi; Ascomycota; Eurotiomycetes; Eurotiales; Aspergillaceae
Product: gelsolin family protein
Exons: 1
Coding region: 1-1185 (394 amino acids)
Molecular function (GO): actin filament binding
Source: RefSeq, a predicted model, not a curated record
AUGCCUCCACACGAAGGACUAGUUCACCCCAAGGAGUACGACAUCAAAGACAGCAAUGUCGAGCUAAUCGGCUCAGACCUCGACCACCGCGUCAAGUACAACUCCGCAACCACAGAGCCAGCCUGGAACAACGGCAAGAUCGGCCAAGAAGCCGGGCUCUACAUCUGGCGCAUUGAGAACUUCGAAGUCAUCCCCUGGCCCAAAGAAAAGUACGGCCAAUUCUACGAUGGAGACAGUUUCAUCGUGCUGCACUCGUACAAAGUCGGCGACGACAAGCUAGGCCAUGACGUCUUCUUCUGGCUGGGCAGCAAGACAACCCAGGACGAAGCCGGGACUGCAGCUUACAAGACCGUGGAGCUGGAUGAGUUCCUGCACGGCGCGGCAACCCAGCAUCGCGAGGUGCAGCAGUCGCCCUCGGAUGAAUUCUUGGCUCUUUUCCGUAACAUUUCUAUUCGGUCCGGCGGGGUCCGCUCUGGAUUUACCCACGUCGAGGCUGAGGAGAAACCGGAUAUUCUGACUCUGUUGCGGAUCUUCAAGCAUCCUGGUGCUGCGCGGAUCGAUUCGCUCAUUGUGCAUGAAGUCGAGCCGACUUGGCAGAGCCUGGAUGAAAAUGAUGUCUUUGUUUUGGACAAGGGCGAGAAAAUCUGGGUUUGGCAGGGGAAGAAGUGUAGUCCGAUGGAGAAGGCCAAGGCUGCGCAGGUGGUCAAUGAUAUGACUCUUGCGAAGCAUGUUGAUGUUGAGGUUCUCUCGCAGCUCGAGUCGAGGUCGAGAAUCGUUGUUGACCUACUCGGCGGAAAGGAAGACGCUCCGUCGACAUUGGAGGCGCCGAGGCCCGGUCGCUUUGGGAAGAAGUCCAGCGAGGGUAGUAUUGGUGCUCAGUCGCGCAAGCUGUUUAGACUCAGUGAUGCCUCGGGUGACUUGUCUUUCGAUCUUGUCAAGGAUGGACAGCGUGUCAACCGGUCCGACUUUGAUGCCAACGAUGUCUUCCUCUAUGAUACUGGCAGCAGACUCUGGGUUUGGCAGGGAUCUGAGGCUAGUGCGAGCGAGAAGGCUAUGUGGCUCAAGGUUGCACAAUUCUACGUUCGCAAGAUCCAAGAGACUGUGCAAGAGGCACAUCUUACACCUAUCUCCAAGGUAUCACAGGGUUACGAAAGCCCUGCCUUCUUGAAGGCCCUCGAGGUCUAA